CGCGGCGGCGGCGGAGGAGAGAGCGGUGGCAGGAGGAGUGGCGGCGGUCUUCGGGAUCGCAUGUGCGUUGGUGAAGGUGCUGUGCGGCUGUCGGUGUCAUCGUGGCUCCGUCACCAUUCGUCCGUCACCAUAUCAUCGCCUCGUGAGGGCGGCAGCGCCGAGCAGCAGGACGGGUAGCGACUGCGGUGGAGCGUCGGAGCGAGAGCGGGGGGGCGGGGGGCGCGGCGGCCGCAGGGUGGCGGCGGCGGCGGCGGCGGCGGUGAGGGGGGAGAGGGAGGCGACGGGCGGUGAUGGAGAGACGGCGCCAAUAUGGAUCACGCUCUCUCACCGCACGCAUGCUUGCACCGAGGCACCGAGGCGAGACGACGAGCGCGACUGCGAGGUUGGAACACCGGACGAGGGGGCGGGGCGGGCGGCGGCGGCGGAGGAGGCGGCGGAGGUGGCGGUGGCGGUGGCGGUGGCGGGUGGAGCGAGGUGAUAGAGGGGAAGAGGAGCUGACUGGCCUCGCGUGCCGCCGAGCAGGAAAGUAGCGACUGCGGUGGAGCGUCGGAGCGAGGGCGGGGGGAGGCGGGGGGCGCGGCGGCCGCACGGUGGCGGCGGCGGCGGCGGCGGCGGUGGAGGGGGGGAGGGAGGCGACGGGCGGUGGUGGACGUGGAGAGAAGCACACACAGGACCACUUGCCGAAAGAAGCUCGAGCCGCCCGGAGGCUUGUUUGCAACUGCGGUUGGCAGCGGAAGCGAAGGGCGGGGCCGGGCCGGGCAGGCGCAGUCGAGUGACACCCGGCGCCAAUAUGGAUCACGCUCUCUCACCGCACGCAUGCUUGCACCGAGGCACCGAGGCGAGACGACGAGCGCGACUGCGAGGUUGGAACACCGGACAAGGGGGCGGGGCGGGCGGCGGCGGCGGAGGAGGCGGCGGAGGUGGCGGUGGCGGUGGCGGUGGCGGGUGGAGCGAGGUGAUAGAGGGGAAGAGGAGCUGACUGGCCUCGCGUGCCGCCGAGCAGGAAAGUAGCGACUGCGGUGGAGCGUCGGAGCGAGGGCGGGGGGAGGCGGGGGGCGCGGCGGCCGCACGGUGGCGGCGGCGGCGGCGGCGGCGGUGAGGGGGGAGAGGGAGGCAAGUCGUUGACCUGUCCACCUUGUGCCGGGGCGAAGUCAAG
This is a messenger RNA of Emiliania huxleyi CCMP1516, 1156 nucleotides long. RefSeq lists its product as hypothetical. The transcript has a single exon. NCBI's taxonomy places the organism in Eukaryota, Haptophyta, Isochrysidales, Noelaerhabdaceae. The record is from RefSeq and is a predicted model, not a curated record. The annotation marks the transcript as partial.